AUGAAUCGUCGGAUGAAGAGUACCAAGAAGGUGGAUUUGAAACGGAAGAAGAUGAAUCGUCAGAGAGUGACGAAUUAUCGGAACCUGAAUGGGAUAGUCCAUCAAAGCGACGACGAUCCACAAAAUCGACUAGAGCUCAAGGCGCAUCUCGCUAUUUCUGUUAUUUCGCCAGAAAUAUACAUUUAUAUCUUUCAGCAAAGCGAUGGUCUCGAAGCUGUCCGAUUGAGUUUACAUACGUCUGAGAUGCCCGAACAUUUGCCGUGCAGAGAAGAAGAAUUCGAAAAAAUUUAUUCCUUCAUAAGGCAGUCCAUUCAAGAGGAUGCGCUCUCUCGGUCGAUGUAUAUCAGCGGGGUACCAGGUACCGGCAAAACGGCAACAGUUAUUCAGGUCNUAUUCAUUUACAUUCUCAUCUUUCCUGGAUGUCCUCAGUUCAGCUUUAUUAUGGUGAAUGGAAUGGAAAUCGCCGAUCCUAAACAAAUAUUCACUGAAAUCUAUGUUCAAUUAUUUGGUAGUAAAAAGAAAAUUGCUGCGAGUACGGCUCGUCGUAAGCUGAAUGAUAUGUUCCAGUACUCUGAUUCCAAACGAAAACCGAUUGUUAUCGUCAUUGAUGAGUUGGAUUUGCUGUGUACGAAACGACAAGAAAUAAUUUACGAUAUUUUCAAUUGGUCAUCAAAUGAGGAAAGUGGAGUGAGUGUGUUGGCGAUUGCAAAUACGUUGGAUUUACCCGAGCGCAUUUUGUCAAGACGUGUUGGGAGUAGAUUGGGUUUGAAUCGGUUGUGUUUCCAACCAUAUGAUCAUGACCAGAUUGCAUUCAUUAUUCGAAACCGACUUUCUGGAUCAUCGGCUGUUCAAGAGGAUGCGUUGGAAUUUGCGAGUCGUAAAGUCGCUUCGGUAUCAGGUGAUCUUCGUAAAGCGUUGGAUAUUCUAAGGCGUGCAACACAAUUGGCAAUUAAUUACAAGGCGAAACAGCUGACCAUGAAACAUGUACAAGAUGCUGUGAAAGAAGCUUCAACAACGGCUAGUGUUGACUUGGUGCAUUCAUUGUCACGACAUUCUUUGAUGAUCCUUCGUUCGGCUUUAGCAGAACAAAUUAGUUGUGGUUUGGACGAGUUUCUCUUUAGUGACCUUCUGAAGCAAUAUCGGUUACAGUGUCAUGUGCAGCAUAUUGAUCCACUUCCAGUGAGUUCGGUGUAUGCAAAUGCAAUGGAAAUGUGCACGUAA
This is a messenger RNA of Anisakis simplex (herring worm), 1221 nucleotides long. The record is from the annotation of a GenBank genome assembly. NCBI's taxonomy places the organism in Eukaryota, Metazoa, Nematoda, Chromadorea, Rhabditida, Anisakidae.